AUGAUAAAGAAGACAAUCAUGGCUAAAAACCCUCAAGACUCCAUCUCCUUCUCCAGAAGGUUUCUCAACCGGAAGAACAAACCCGGCGACGACCCAGACGGCAAAACAGAGCAAAAAAUCCCCGAAAAAGGAAAAACAUCAAAAUCGGGGCAGAUCGUGAAGCUGGAAAAGCAAUCCUCAAAGGCGAAAGUCCCAAGGAAGAAGAUAUUCGCUCCGGCUGCGGUGACCAAGCUGCUGGGAAGGGUUAGGGAUCGGGCCCGAAACCAGUCCUCUUCGGGCCUGGUCGUCGGGACCCUGUUCGGGCCGCGGCGCGGGCCCGUCCACUUGGCGAUCCAGGCGAGUUUCAAUCUGAGGCCGAGCUUUCUGGUGGAGCUGGCGACGCCGACGAGCGUGCUGGUGAAGGAGAUGGCGUCCGGGCUGGUGAGAAUCGCUCUGGAGUGCGAGCGGCGGCCCGAAAAGAAGGGCCCGAGGCUGGAGGAAGAGCCCGUGUGGAGAACCUACUGUAAUGGGAAGAAGUGCGGGUUUGCCAUGAAAAGGGAGUGGGGGCCCGAAGAGAGGAAGGUUCUGGACGCGAUUGGGCCUAUAUCAAUGGGGGCUGGGGUUUUGCCUGGGGAGAUUAUGUAUAUGAGGGCCAAAUUCGAGAGGGUUGUGGGAUCAAGGGAUAGUGAGGCUUUCUAUAUGAUGAAUCCAGAUGGAAAUGCAGGGCCUGAAUUGAGCUUUUACUUGCUCCGGCUUUAG
Striga asiatica is the source of this 738-nucleotide messenger RNA. The record is from the annotation of a GenBank genome assembly. Lineage: Eukaryota; Viridiplantae; Streptophyta; Magnoliopsida; Lamiales; Orobanchaceae.